UCAACAAUGAAUCCAGUGAAAUAAUCCGCAUGUUUAACGAUGCGUUCGAUGAAUUUGUCCCAGAAACAAAGGGCAAAACUUUUUACCCAAAACAUCUUGAAAGCGAAAUUAAUAACAUAAAUAGUUGGGUUUAUGACAAAAUUAACAAUGGUGUUUAUAAAUGUGGAUUUGCUUCAACUCAAGAUGCUU
Racocetra fulgida is the source of this 189-nucleotide messenger RNA. Lineage: Eukaryota; Fungi; Glomeromycota; Glomeromycetes; Diversisporales; Gigasporaceae. The record is from the annotation of a GenBank genome assembly.